GACUGGAUAGCUCAUUGGCCACCAGGACUGAAGUCGCCAUCGGCCAUCUUGAUACUCCCAAAACAAGCAUGGCGACCUGUGCGUUAAUCGCAUCGUUUCCUGGCUGUGAGAAAACAUUCCGCAGUUGAACAAGCGAAGGAGUCAAAAGACGGCCGAGACGACGCUUUGACGGAGGCGCGGGGCAGCCUCUCGCCAUCGUUGUUGGUCUUGGGCGGUGACCCUCAGCGGCCUGCCGACGUGGCGCAGCCGAACUUGGAGGCGCCGCCGGCCGGUUCGAGGCACCCGACGGACCACCAUGUCGCAGUCCGCCCCCUCCGAAGCGGAGACCGUCCCGCCGGACUCCGACCUCACCUGCUCCGACCCCGCGGCGCCCGCCGAAGUCGGCCGACUCCCGGAGACCGCCGCGGGGCCGAGCGUGGACACCGGAGAGACCGCGACUUCCUCCGGGAGUCCGGUGGAACUCCAGGGUCAGCUGACUGAAUGCGACCAAUCGGUGAGCCUGGAGACGGACCCUGCGGACGACCCCAAGGACGGGGACGAGGGCGGCGAUGCGGCUUGGACCGGUUGGGGUUCGUGGGGCAAAUCCCUUCUGAGCGGCGCCACCUCCACAGUGGGUCACCGUCUGACGUCGGUGAAGGCGAAGGCGGGGGAAGCCCUGCGUCUGGGCAGGGCGGCGCCGGGGGAGGAGGGCGGAGAGGAGGGGCCGGAGGCCGGAGGGGAAAGCGGCCUCGGCGAGUCCGUCCCUCCCUCCGACAGGGGCGUCUUCUCCGCCAUCUCCGACGCUGUGCACAAUACGGGCAAAUCCGUGAUCAGCGGCGGUCUGGACGCUUUGGAAUUCAUCGGCAAGAAGACCAUGACCGUGCUGGCGGAGAGCGAUCCCGGUUUCAAGAAGACCAAGACGCUGAUGGAGAAGACGGCCACGCUCAGUCAGAUGUUGAGGGAAGCCAAGGAGAAGGAGCGAGCGCGCCUGAGCGAGCGGCCCGUCAGCGCGCCGACGGCGCAUUACGGGAUCCUCUUCGACGACUACCAGGGCUUGUCCCACCUGGAGGCCCUCGAGAUCCUGUCCAACGAGAGCGAGGCCAAGGUCCAAGCCUUCCUCUCCUCCCUGGAGGGGGACGAGCAGGAGGAGGCCAAGCAGGAGCUCAUUUCCAUCAAGGAGGUCUUUGUCGGCAGCGAGGAAGGAAAGGGGGAGCAGGAGCAGGAGCAGGGGCAGGGGCAGGAGCAGGAGGAGCGCCGCGACGGAGAGCCGGCGACGGAAGCCGGUGGAGAGUUUGUGGGCGUUGUCACCGAGUUGCUCUUUGAACUUCAUAUCGCGGCCACGCCAGACAAACUCAAUAAGGCCCGGAUGAGCGCCCACCGUUGGGUGGGCGAGGUGGUGCAGCCCGUCGCCACGGAGACGGUUGGCAAGGAGACGUGCGAGGAGGAGGAGGAGGAAGAAGAUGGAGUUGCUCGGGAGGGAAAGGAGGAGGAAGAGGACGGGCUGAAAUCUGCCGAGGUCAGGGGUCACCGGCGCGGCGGCACGCGGAAACGGAAUCCGGCGUUCGAUGGGCGUUUUGUUCCGCAGGACGUCUACUCGGCGUCGGUCGGCAGUCUGGCGGAAGUCGCGGCCCGGAGCAUCGAGCAGCUCCACAAGGCGGCCGAGCUCGUCCUCCACGGAGACGAGCAGGACAAACCGGCGGGGGAGCGGGCCCGCGUCCUCGCCAGGUUGACGCGCGCCAUGUGCGAGGAGGUGGAGCGUUUGGCCGGAAAGUUCUCUGACGCGCUGCUCCUGGUCGGGAGUCAGAGGAAAGCCGAGGAGCUGAGUCCGCUGGUCGACGGGGUUCUGGUGGAGGCCUCCAACAGCACCAACUACAUCCAGAACGCCUUCCAGCUUCUGCUGCCCGUCUUGCAGGUUUCGCACGUCCAGAGCCGACGCCGGGCAACCUGCGCAGAACCACACGUGCGGCACUAACGCACGAGCGCACACGAUUUAUUGUACAGAAACGCUAAAAAGCUCGGAAGUGUUUAUUUACGCAAGGUUAACAGGCAGCCCGUUGGCGUCGCUGACCGCGUUUCGCCCAGUGCUGAAUACAAACAUGAGAAGUGAGUUUGUGGGGAUGAAUCAAGAAAUGAGAUCCGUUUCUAUGUUUUUAUGACAAAGGUUAUGAAUCUCAUGCUACAACCGUUGGCAACUCGCAAUGAAAUAGCAGACGGAGAUGCAAAGAGCAUCUUGAAUAUUUUGUCAUCGAUCUGCAAAAUUCAGGGCGUGACGCACCGUUUAUUUAAACCUCUAAAACCAAAACAUCUGGACGUCAUUAAAAAAAGUUCACCCGAUCCAGCAAAACUCAUGAGAAAUUUGGAUUCUGCAUAUUAGAAUAGUUUGAAAUUGAAAAAAACAAAACAAUUUGUUGUUGACCAGUUUAAUCAUUUCCAAAAACUCAUCUUAACCAAAAUGUGUUGGUGUUUACAUUAAUAUAUUUUUGAAAAAUACGAUCGCCACUCUUUGCAGCGCAUUCCACUGACUGACAAGAAAUGUUUUGUUUUUUUUCCAAAAAUGACAUCUUUUAUAUUUAAAUUGUAGAACAGAAAGUAUAACUAUCAAAUAAAUGCUCUGAUGAGAUCAUCUUUUA
Messenger RNA from Syngnathoides biaculeatus (alligator pipefish), 2609 nucleotides. RefSeq names its product family with sequence similarity 114 member A1 (gene fam114a1). The coding region runs from base 296 to 1951 and encodes 551 amino acids. Lineage: Eukaryota; Metazoa; Chordata; Actinopteri; Syngnathiformes; Syngnathidae. The record is from RefSeq and is a predicted model, not a curated record. The transcript has 13 exons.